UCUCUUCUCUCUCAUUCUUUUUUCUCUCUGUUCGUCCACAAUUUACAAUUCAGUGGAACAAAAUCCACUUCUAUCUGACUCCAUCUGUCAGCUUUAGACUGGUGGUUUUCUCUCUCUUCUUCCUCUCUGUGCUUCUUGUUGUUGUUCUUCUUCUGCUGCUUCUUCCUCUGCGAUGGAGCUGGUUCCGUACUCAGACCCCAACUCCAGUUCCGACCCCAGUACCCUCCCAUGGCAAGACAUGUUCCGAUCUGCCUCUAUCCGCAAACCAGACCCCUCUCCUCAGAACCACGCGCCCCCUCCUCCGGCCCACGCGUCGCCUCCUGCUCCUCCUCCGGACCCGGCAGCCUCGAGCCCGGAUCAGCGCAGCCUCACCGGGGACUCCCAGGUGCGCCUCGCUAUCUACAUAGCUAUGGCUCAUGCUGGGCUGGCCUUAACCAUAUUCAUACUCUACGCCGUGGGUAAACUUCUUGAAGCUUAUCUCAGGCCAAUUCAAUGGGCUGUUCUCUGUUCGAUCCCUCUCAGAGGCAUUCAACAGACGCUUGUGGGGUUUUGGUCCGAGCCCUUGAGCUUGGGUCUCACAGAGACCGUGUUGGCAGUUCCCGUAGCGAUAUUUCGGGUUUUUGUGGGUACCCUUGUUGAAAUUCGUGAUGUUUGUCUCCGGGUUCUUCGUGGGAAGCCCAAGACGGAAGAGUUGAGGCGACAUCGAAGUGGGUUUGCCAAGUUGGUUCGGUGGCUUGUGUCUUUUUGGCUUUUCGUGAUCCUUUAUGAGAGUAUUGGGGGUGUUGGAUCUUUUACACUUCUUGGAUUAUGCCUCAUGUUUGGCUCUAGGAAUGUUGAUUCAACCAUGUCUAAAGUUUCCAGUUUAAGGAGUGGUAGCUUUCGUAGAAGUGAAAUUAGUGCGUUUUUCACCAGAGGGAUACUGAAAAAAUUGAAAACCAUUGUGGCAAUUGGGUUGAUCUUUGGUAUGAUUGUGGGGUUCUUGGUGGGAAUAAUGUUUUUCUCGUAUAAGAUUGGAGUUGAGGGGAAGGAUGCAGUGAUUUCAGUGAAAUCUCAUGUGGAAGAGAGCAAUUAUGCAGAGAGGAUUGGUGUUAAGAAGUGGAUGGAAGACAAUGAUGUGACUGGGAUGGUGGAUAGGUACUCAAACAAGUUCUAUGAGACUGUUUGGGAGCAGAUUGAUGGUCUGGCUAUGCAGUACAAUAUGACUGAGUUUGUUGAGGGGAUUAAGCAUUUUGUUGUAACACAACCCCCUGCUAAUUCUUCAGAGCAAUCCACUGCUUCGGUUGCCCCAUCACCUUAUGCCGAGAAAUUUUUGAGUUUGCGGAAUCGGUUAAGCAAGAAGGAAUGGGGACAGAUUUAUACAGAGUUGGAUGCAAUAUUUCGAGAAUUAUUGAUCACUAGGGCGGAUUUGGUUGAGAAGGCUAAGGGAUUUGCAGUUCAAGGGAUGGAUGUGGCUCAGCGUUUGUUUGACAGUUACAAAUCUGUUCUAGGCGGUGGUAUGAAAUUCAUGGUUUCCAUUGGUGAAUCCAUUAUAUCCGGGGCGGCUGAGGUUUUCAAUUUUGUGUCGCAAUCAGCAGUUUUCUUCUGGGUUUUGUACUAUCUGAUCACAUCAGAGUCUGGUGGGGUUACUGAACAAGCGAUGAGUUUGAUCCCAAUGCCCAAAUUGUACAGAAACCGGUGUGUUGAGGUUCUUGAUAAUGCUAUUUCAGGUGUUCUUUUGGCCACAGCUGAGAUUGCCUUCUUUCAGGGAUGUCUCACAUGGCUUUUGUUUAGGCUAUACUCAAUACACUUCUUGUACAUGUCAACCAUACUUGCAAUAAUCAGUCCUCUGCUGCCGAUCUUUCCAAGCUGGGUUGCCACUAUCCCAGCAACUAUACAAUUGGUACUGGAAAGUAGAUACAUAUUGGCCAUCACUUUGUCACUUAUUCAUCUUGCACUUAUGGAAUAUGGUGCAUCCGAAAUUCAGGAGGAUAUACCUGGCUAUAGUGCAUAUCUUACCGGGCUUAGCAUCAUUGGUGGAAUGACAUUGUUCCCAUCUGCCCUAGAGGGAGCAAUAAUGGGCCCGUUGAUAACUACUGUGGUGAUUGGCCUCAAGGAGUUGUAUACAGAAUUUGUUCUGGAUGGACCAAAGCAAGGUGAGGAGUAGGCAGGAGCUUGAGAAGCUGUCAGUGCGCCCACCUUCCCAUAAAUUUGAAGGUGGUUAGAACAAGUGAGAAAUAGUUACUGCAAGCCAAUGAUUUUUUUGCAAAUCUGUUGGUGUCCUAGUAGCAUGUUAAUUAAAUGAUCAUAAAUUAAUUACUGUUCCUGUUUUUAUUCCUAUUCCUAUUUUAGAUUGGUUAGAGGGGUGUUUCUUUUGUAAAAUUGAUGUUUGUUGGGGGCUUGUUUGAAUGAGAAUUGUACAUUUUCCUCGUAUUCAUUUGUACAACAUUUUUAUGUGUUCCAAAUGUUUUUGGAACUUGGAAAGGUGUGAUUAUUUCAUGAA
Molecule: messenger RNA, 2479 nt
Organism: Vitis riparia (riverbank grape)
Lineage: Eukaryota; Viridiplantae; Streptophyta; Magnoliopsida; Vitales; Vitaceae
Exons: 2
Coding region: 173-2143 (656 amino acids)
Source: RefSeq, a predicted model, not a curated record